This is a messenger RNA of Penicillium cinerascens, 1023 nucleotides long. RefSeq lists its product as uncharacterized. NCBI's taxonomy places the organism in Eukaryota, Fungi, Ascomycota, Eurotiomycetes, Eurotiales, Aspergillaceae. The record is from RefSeq and is a predicted model, not a curated record. Gene Ontology annotation, molecular function: 1,3-beta-glucanosyltransferase activity. Bases 1 to 1023 code for a protein of 340 amino acids. The transcript has 5 exons. Gene Ontology annotation, biological process: fungal-type cell wall (1->3)-beta-D-glucan biosynthetic process. Gene Ontology annotation, cellular component: cytoplasm; fungal-type cell wall.
AUGAAGUUUUCUCUGCGGUCUCUUGUGACGCUGAUUGGGGCCGCCAUGGCCGACCUAGACCCUAUUGUUAUCAAGGGUUCUGAAUUCUUCUACUCCAGCAACAACACUCAAUUUUACCGUCGCGGUGUUGCUUAUCAGCGUAUGUCGAAUGCAUCCGCCCUGAUUAAAACGAUGAUCCAUUUGAAACUAACAUUUACACACAGGACACCAGCGACAGUACCAGAUCCGUUGGCGAAUGCUGCUGCUUGCAAACAUAAUAUUCCCAUCUUGCAGGAAUUGCGCACCAACGUGAUUCGUACCUACUCCAUCAACGCCAGUGCCGACCACUCCGAGUGUAUGAAGCUCCUGUCAGAAGCCGGCAUCUAUCUGAUUUCCGACCUGUCCUCUCCCAUUCACCUCUGCUCUCACUACACCAGUGUGAUCGAUGAGCUAUCCCAGUACAGCAACACCAUCGAUUUCUUUGCCGGUAACGAGGUUGCCAACACCGUUGCCACGACUGAUGGCAGUGCCUACGUGAAGGCUGCCGUGCAUGACAUGAAGAAGUACAUUCAAGAAAAGGGCUACCGCUCUAUGGGCGUUGGAUACGCCACCGCGGACGUCUCGACCAUUCGUGAGGACCUCGCCAACUUCUUCGACUGCUCAUCAGACUCGCAGUCCAUGGACCUCUGGGGUUAUAGCAUCUACUCCUGGUGCAGUGACUCCUCCUACUCGGCUUCUGGAUACCAGGACCGCACAGAGGAGUUCCGUAACUACACCGUCUUGUUUCCGUUGUUGACUACUAGCGUCAGCAAGAUGAAGGAUUUCACUUCCUACUCCAACGAGAUUGCGACCGCCUCGCCGACUGGCACCCACAAAGCUUCCUAUACACCGACCAACGCAGUUCUGCAGAGCUGCCCCACUGUGGGUACCGACUGGAAGGCGAGGCCUCCCCUUUGCCUCCUACUCCGGAAUCAAGCCUGUGUGACUGCGUCUACGAUGUCUCCCGGCUGUGUUGUGAGCGACGACAUCCUGGCCUCCAAAUAA